AUGUUCGUACAAGCUCCACAGAUCAUCAAACAAAGAUCGGAUAACUCCGAAGAUGAUAGUGAUGAGGAAGGUCCUGAAGAUAUUCUCCAGAAACGACGGGAAGAAUGCGAGAGAAAGGCCAGACGAGGAGAAAUGGAUCCUCGUUUAGAGUUCGCUUUUCAACUCUUAAUGGAUGCAACGCAAUUAUCGCGUCACGAAGUCAUGGACCAUGUCUUUGAGGAUGACAUGUUGGACGAAAUCAAUCAGUUGUUUGUGCCGCACAUGAGAUCUACUCUUGUCUGGUACUAUCAGGAGGUUGAAGAAUCAGAGCCUCCAGCUGAAACGGUGCAGCCAAAGACUGUUACUUCUAGAUCAGCCCCAAAUGCAACGGCAUCAAAAGUAAAGGAACAAAAAGAAUCAAAGGAGUCAGCAAAGAAGAAACUUUUUCUAACCGAUGGCUGGCAAGUGCCUUGCACAGGCAUCUGUAUUUAUAUGUUUAGAAUCAGUGUGUCUAAACAAUUACCAGAAGAAGGAUUUCAAAAGGAUCUUUACACGGGUGUGAUAGAUACAAUGAAAGUAGGAAUAAUAACUUCUGUUCAGCGAAUUGUUGAGCAAGUAUUCAUGGAUGCGUUGGCGCAUCCUGGUAUAGAAGGUGAAGAUAAUUGUUCAAUGAUUAAAAGUCUCCUGUUACCAGGCUUAAGAUCUUUUUGCAGCGCUCUUAAAGUUUGCGAAAAGGUAGCACUUGAUGGUGGUAUAUUCAACGAUGGCGAGCAAAUGAUGCUGGAAGUGCACAACUUUGAAGAAGCAAAGGCUUUUAUAGCGAAAGAAAAUGCUGUGGAACGAAUUGAAGAAAGAGUAAAACUUUGGAUAAAAAAACUUAAAGAUUUUAUGGUGGAAAGUAAACAAGUUAAAAGAGAGAAUGAUAUCUCUGGACCGCAGCAAGAACUCGAGUAUUGGAAACGGCGGGGGGCACAAUUUAGUCAACUGGUCAACCGUUUAAAGGAUCACGAAAUUACUAUGUCACUUUUAUGUCUACAAGUCGCACGUUCAAAGUUAAUUAAAGAUUGGGUCGAUGCGGAAGAUGAAGUGACUUACUGUUACAAUGAAGCGAAAGAUAAUGCAAAGUUCAUCCAAGCAUUAGAGAAGUGCUGUCAUUGUCUUUACCUCGAUGAUCCUGUAAAAAUGCGAGAUUCGCUCGUAUCGUUGUUACAGACUGUUCGAUUAAUAUAUAGUGUCUCGAGAUAUUAUAAUACUUCAGAAAGGACAAGUUCUCUAAUGAUUAAAAUUACGAAUCAGAUGAUUGUUGCCUGUCGAGAUUACGUCACGAAAAGAGGUCGAGAAGUUAUUUGGGGACAAGAUCGAGCAGCCGUUCGGUCAAGAUUAAAACACUGUCUACGUCUAAAUAAAGCUUAUAGAGAAACGUACAGACUAGUUCGAUGUUCACCAGCAGUUACGGAACAAGAAUUUUCCUUCUCAGAAACUCAUGUUUUUGGUCGAUUUGAUGCUUUCUGUGCUAGAAUUCGCAAAAUUCUCACUAUGUUUGAUCUCAUACAAGAUUAUCAAACUCUCUUUGAAAGACGAAUGGAAGGAUUGCUUCUUGGAGAAGCGUUAGAUGAAGCCAUGAAAACAUUUGAAGAAGCUAAAAAGAUUGCGACUAGCAAAUCUUAUGAUUAUCUGGAUCCAAGAAAUACUGAUUUUGAUAUAGAUUAUGAUGACUUUAUGGCAAAGACAAAUAUGUUGAAAGAGAGCAUCGGCGAAAUUAUUGAAAAAAAUUAUGCCGAUGUAUGGGAAACACCACAAGGUAUACGGUUUUUAACGCGAUUUGAAAAGGUCAGUGAAAAAAUACCUCUUACAAAAUUGGAGGAAAAAUAUAACAUUGUUGUAAAGUAUUGCGAUAAAGAGAUCGAUCGAAUUUUAAAACUAUUCAAACGACAAAGAGACGAUCCUCCAUUGCCGAGACACAUGCCGCCUAUAGCUGGACGAUUGACUUGGGCAAAUUCUUUGAAAGUGCAUCUGGACGAAUUAACGGCAUCUGUGUCAAAUCAUCCUGUUCUAAAAACGUUACCAUUAACUGCUGAUUUGGUGAAAAGAUAUAAUCAUGUAAUUGCUAUUCUGAAACAAUAUCAAACCGAUAUUGCUGAGAUUUGGACGCAUCAAAAUUCUUGGGUCAUCGAGGAUUGUUUAAAACGACCGUUGCUUGUAGUCGACGAGAAAUCAGCAAAAGUGAAAGUCAACCUGGAAAACCGAGUCGUUCUUCUAUUUCGUGAAGCCGAUUGUUUAGCAAAAAUAAAUUUGGAGAUUCCAAUUGUUGCACUAACAAUAUUAGCAAAAAAAGAUUAUUUUACUUUAGUCACGGAUUCGCUCCAGCUUAUAAUCGAAGAAUUUGUUUGUACUGCAAAACGUGUGAAACUAGAAGUUCGCCCAUUAUUGUUACCGCAUUUAGUUUGCGUUGCAUCUUUAUUAGAACCCGGUUUAACAACCUUGACCUGGACCAAGCCAGAUUGGAAAGAUUUUUGCCACAAUACGAAAGAGAAGAUCAAAAGUUUUGAUAUUCUUAUCACAAGAGUUCACGACGUAUACGAUAAUAGGAUUUUGCAGGUGUUGGCAAGUAUGCGCAAAAUAACUUUGCAUGCUCUACCAGAAUCCGAUCAACCAUGGACAAUAGAGGAAUUCAUAGAGAAGAACGAGGAAAUAUGUAGAAAUGCAGCAGUAGAUUUGCAUCGUAAAAGUACAAUGGUCGAAGAAGCAGUGGAAGAAGUAUUGCAGCUUGUCAGAAAGGCUACAGAUAACUUCAAAAGUAAUUCCAAUCAAUUUGAUUUUCUUACUAGAGCGGAAGGAGAAGAAGCAACAGAACAAACAGGUCAACAAGAUUGGUCCGUGGUAUGGAAUUAUUUCGAUGAUCCUCAUCAAUUAUUAACCACACCCGGUACUUUACCUAAAGGCAUGCAAGAAAUGGUUCGAAAUGCGGUAUCCGAAAUGAGACGAUAUUAUUCUAGAAAAAUCGUGGAUGUAUUAAUAAAGGUCACCAGAGUAUCUCUAGAUGCGAUCAGGAAACGAUUCAUUCGAGAACUUGAUUCAGAAACAACUCCGAAUCCGGUGUUUUUAUUACAUGCAACACUGAUGAUUCCGGCAGUAACAGUCAAGCCUAGCCUGGAUGAUGUUCAAGAAGCAUUGACAUCAGUUGGAAAAGUUAUCACGGGUGUUGCGAAAGGAGUGGCGCAGUGGAAUUCCAGAGGAAACAAGAGCAUAUGGAAAAAUCUUCCCUACCCAUCCAAACGAAAUCUAGCUAAUGUCGUGUUGCGAGCACAUAGUAAUGCUGCGAAGCAGAAAGAAGAACCGGAAGAUAUGAAAACCAGAAGGCGAAGACUUUAUAAAAUUCUCUCUGAAGAGAGACCUGUAUUUCCAGUUCAAGAAAGAAACUUCUACACGAUGGUGAUGGAUAAUAAGGAAAUCAUCAAACUACUCGGCAUGUUGAGCACUUGCACAAUGGAAUUGCGGCAAGAUUUAACAGAAUUUCUCGAUCGUUGGAAACCUUACAAGUUUCUGUGGAAAAAUGAACGCAGUAUACGAGAAUUGUUACAAAUCUCCUUGUCAGAAUUUGAAACUACUCUUCGCAAGCACAGUGAACUUGAAGAUCGAUUGGCCACUGAGCCAGAUAUGAUCAUAUUUGGUACAUCGAUUGCUGUGUCGACGGAAAAACUGAAAUAUGGUGUUUAUACAGAAAUCAAAGGUUGCACACAUAAAAUUGGUCAAGCAAUGAAAAAGAAGUAUCGUCGUGAAAUGGAAUACGUUUAUGCAUUAAUGAACGAAAUGGAUCGUAAAUUAGAUCAUCAAAUUCGCGAUCUGGAUGACGUACGUCUCAUUAUGGAUACCCUAAAAAAGAUUCGCGAACAAGAGGUCGACAUGGAACUGAAAAUUGAUCCCAUUGAAGAGGCUUUUAAUAUAGUUACAAGGUAUGAGGUACCUGUAGACCAGGAAUGCUUGGAGCAGGUAGAUAAUCUGAGAGAUACCUGGCAAAAACUGUUGGCACGAGCGCAAGAAAGUCAUGUCUUGCUAUUGAAUUUGCAACCACAAUUUGAGAACGAUUUAAGAAAUAAUCUGGAGAAAUUCCGUGCCGAUAACGAAAUGUAUUGCGAAGAAUACAGAUUAUCUGGGCCGAUGCAGCCAGGUUUGAGCCCCCGUGAUGCUUCAGACAGACAAAUAUUGUUCCAGAACAGGUUUGAUGGUAUGUGGCGAAAAUUGCAAACAUACCAAAGCGGCGAAGAGCUUUUUGGUUUGCCUAUCACAGAUUAUCCAGAGCUUUCGCAAAUCAGGAAAGAAUUGAAUUUAUUGCAAAAGUUGUACAAACUUUAUAACGAUGUCAUCGACAGAGUCAGCAGCUAUUAUGAUAUUCCAUGGGGCGAGGUAAAUAUUGAAGAAAUAAACAAUGAGCUAAUGGAGUUUCAAAAUCGCUGUCGCAAAUUACCAAAAGGAUUAAAAGAAUGGCCAGCGUUCUUUGCGCUUAAAAAGACAAUCGAUGAUUUCAACGAUAUGUGUCCUCUUCUCGAGUUGAUGGCAAAUAAAGCAAUGAAACCGCGCCACUGGCAAAGAAUUGUAGAAGUUACAGGAUAUUCAUUCGAUCUUGAAAGCGAAGGUUUCUGCCUUAAAAAUAUUCUUGAAGCGCCGCUCUUGAAGAACAAAGAAGACAUCGAAGAUAUUUGUAUAUCAGCUAUGAAGGAGAAAGAUAUCGAGGCUAAAUUAAGGACAGUAGUAAACGAAUGGUCAUCUCACGAGUUGACUUUCAUGACAUUCAAUAACAGGGGAGAAUUAUUACUUAGAGGAGAUACAACAGCAGAAACUAUAAGUCAGUUGGAAGACAGCUUGAUGGUUCUUGGUUCACUCAUGUCAAAUCGCUACAAUGCGCCUUUCAGAAAGCAAAUACAACAAUGGCUUAGUGAUUUAUCUAACACAAAUGAGAUCCUCGAGAGAUGGUUACUUGUACAAAACAUGUGGGUUUAUCUCGAAGCAGUAUUUGUGGGCGGUGAUAUUGCGAAACAAUUGCCAAAGGAAGCCAAAAGAUUUAGCAAGAUCGACAAAAGUUGGCAAAAAAUUAUGCAACGCGCUCACGAAACACCAGGAGUUGUACCCUGUUGUGUAGGCGAUGACUUGUUGAAGCAACUUCUGCCACAUUUGCAAGAGCAAUUAGAGCUAUGUCAAAAAUCUCUGAGUGGAUAUUUAGAGAAAAAGCGCAUGAUGUUUCCAAGGUUUUUCUUUGUUUCUGACCCUGCGCUCUUAGAAAUACUUGGCCAAGCAUCCGAUUCUCAUACCAUACAAAAUCAUCUACUAUCUAUUUUCGAUAAUACGCGUUACCUGGAAAGAGCAGUAAGAGCAGAAGGUUCUGUGGAAACAUGGUUGAUGCAAUUAUUACAAACGUCUCAACUUUCUUUGCAUUCUAUCAUCCGUCAAUGCUACAGCAUGAUUAAUGAUGCAAAUUUCAAUUUUUUGAACUUUCUGGACAAAAUGCCUGCUCAGAUAGGUUUGUUAGGCAUUCAAAUGAUUUGGACGCGAGAUGGUGAACUAGCCCUGGCUCAAGCUCGCGCCGAUAAAAAAAUUAUGACGGAAACGAACAAUAAGUUCCUUGAUCUUUUAAAUACAUUAAUCGAUCAAACCACGAGAGAUCUUACUAAAAUAGAACGAAUUAAAUUCGAAACGUUGAUUACUAUACAUGUGCACCAACGUGAUAUUUUUGAUAUUUUGUGUCGUUUGAAUGUGCGGUCCGUGAAUGAUUUCGAAUGGUUAAAGCAAUGCAGGUUUUAUUUUAAAGAAGAUUUAGACAAAACUUCUAUAUGCAUCACAGACGUUCAUUUUACCUACCAAAAUGAAUACUUAGGAUGUACCGAAAGACUUGUUAUUACACCAUUAACCGAUAGGUGUUAUAUAACAUUAGCACAAGCCUUAUCAAUGUCAAUGGGAGGCUCUCCUUGCGGUCCAGCAGGAACUGGAAAAACCGAAACUGUAAAAGACAUGGGGAAGACUUUAGCAAAAUAUGUCGUAGUUUUCAAUUGCUCUGAUCAAAUGGAUUAUCGAGGAUUAGGUCGUAUCUAUAAAGGAUUGGCACAAAGCGGUUCAUGGGGUUGUUUCGAUGAAUUUAACAGAAUUGAAUUACCAGUUCUGUCCGUUGCCGCACAACAAGUUGCCGUAGUGCUUGCCGCAAAAAAGGAAAAGAAGAAGCAGUUUAUUUUCACAGAUGGAGAUCAAGUCGAUAUGUUUCCAGAGCUUGGGAUAUUCAUUACUAUGAAUCCUGGAUAUGCAGGACGAAAAGAAUUGCCGGAGAAUUUGAAAAUACAAUUUCGCACAGUAGCUAUGAUGGUGCCUGAUCGUCAGAUUAUUAUACGUGUAAAAUUAGCUAGUUGUGGAUUUUUAGAGAAUAUUACACUUGCUCGUAAAUUUUAUACUCUUUAUAAAUUAUGCGAAGAGCAGUUGACCAAACAGGUUCACUACGAUUUCGGUCUGCGAAAUAUAUUGUCUGUGUUAAGAACUUUGGGAGCGGCGAAAAGAGUAAAUUCUAAGGACACGGAAAGUACGAUUGUCAUGCGCGUUUUAAGAGACAUGAAUCUUUCGAAGCUCAUAGAUGAGGACGAACCACUCUUCAUAUCUCUCGUAGCUGAUCUAUUUCCCAACCAAGUUCUGGAGAAAACAUCAUAUCCUGAAUUGGAAGCAGCUAUUAAUGAACAAGUAGAGCAGGCAGGUUUAAUUUAUCAUUCGCCGUGGGUGCUUAAAUUAAUACAGCUAUAUGAAACGCAAAGAGUGAGGCAUGGCAUCAUGACGUUAGGUCCGACAGGCGCUGGCAAAACUACUUGUAUACAUAUUUUGAUGAAAGCACUAACACAAUGUGGUAAUUCCCAUAGGGAAAUGAGAAUGAAUCCAAAAAGUAUAACAGCCGCUCAGAUGUUCGGCCGUUUAGAUGUUGCAACGAAUGAUUGGACAGAUGGGAUUUUCUCAGCUUUGUGGCGUAAAACAUUGAAAUUAAAGAAGGGCGAACACGUAUGGCUAGUACUUGAUGGUCCCGUUGACAGUAUUUGGAUAGAAAAUUUAAAUUCUGUAUUGGAUGAUAAUAAAACAUUAACUUUGGCUAAUGGCGAUAGGUUAUCAAUGGCGCCAACAUGUAAAAUUAUUUUUGAACCGCAUAAUAUUGAUAAUGCAAGUCCUGCGACUGUUUCGCGAAACGGUAUGGUAUAUAUGAGCUCUUCAGGAUUAGAUUGGAAUCCAGUUGUUACCGCUUGGCUAAAAUCACGAUCAACAUUGGAGCAAGAAAUUCUUGAACAAUUAUUUACAGAUUCUUUUGCACAGGUCUAUUCAUGGAGCACUCAAACGUUAUCGCUUGCUAUCGAUGUCUUGCAAUGUAAUAUAGUAAGGCAAAUGCUUUGCCUGCUGGAAGGUUUGAUACCUCCGGAGACAUUAUUAGAAGAAGCAGAGGAUGAAGAUAUGGAGAGAGACAAACCCCAGCCUUUAACGGCGGAAUAUCUAACACGUCUUUAUGUGUUCGCGUUAGUGUGGGGCAUAGGAGCAUUGCUAGAAACUGCCGAUAGACAAAAAUACGACAAGUAUCUUCGAGAAAAUUUUGAUACUCUGGAUCUUCCGAUUUCUGACAGAUAUUUGGAUGCUACAGUAUUUGACUUCUUCGUCACUGAUAAAGGCAUGUGGGAUACGUGGACAAGUAUGGUGACCAAUUAUGUCUAUCCUGAAUAUUCAACACCUGACUAUAGUAAUGUUUUGGUGCCUAUACCGGAUAAUGUCAGAAUUCAAUAUUUGAUUGAUUUGAUUGGCCGUCAGGAUAAAGCUGUGUUGUUAAUAGGCGAACAAGGAUCUGCCAAAACUGUCAUGAUGAAAUCAUAUAUGAAGAAAUCAAAUCCAGAUACAACUUUGAGUCGCUCUUUCAACUUUAGUUCUGCGACCAGUCCGUAUCAAUUUCAAAAAACCAUUGAGAGUUACGUGGAAAAGCGUUUAGGAAGUACAUUUGGACCACCAGGCGGUAAGAAGAUGUUGGUCUUUGUCGAUGACAUAAAUUUACCGCAAAUUAAUGAAUGGGGUGACCAGAUAACCAACGAGAUCGUCCGGCAGGUUAUGGAUAUGAAAGGGUUUUACUCCUUAGAGAAACCCGGUGACUUCACCGCCAUUGUGGAUGUAACUUUCUUAGCCGCUAUGUGUCAGCCUGGAGGCGGAAGAAAUGACAUUCCCUCGAGACUCAAGAGACAAUUUUGUAUUUUUAAUUGCACGUUACCUGACAACGCAUCAAUCGAUCGAAUUUUUAGCGCUUUAGGUGAAGGACAUUACAAUAUUAAAAGAGGAUUUUCUCAAGAAGUCCGUCAGCUGGUUAAGAAAAUGAUUCCUUUGACUAGAAUAUUGUGGGAAAAAACACGCGCAAAACUGUUGCCAACACCUGCGAAGUUUCACUAUGUAUUUAGUCUCCGAGAUCUUUCAAGAAUUUGGCAAGGCAUGGUCGGUACGUUGUCUACGGUCAUUGAUAAGGAAAGCGUAUUAAUGCUGCUUUGGAAGCACGAAUGUACGCGAGUGUUCAGCGAUAGACUUACAAUACAAAGCGAUAAAGAUUGGUUUGAUGAAGGUCUAAUUAGUGUUGUAGCUGAUAUUUUAGGAAAAAAAUACGUAAACAUGCUAAAUCAAGAUCCUACUUUCGUCGAUUUCAUGAGAGAUGCUCCAGAACCAACCGGUGAAGAAGGUGAAGAUGCAGACGUAGAACUUCCUAAAGUAUAUGAACCUGUGUAUGAUCCUCAAGUGUUAAGAGAGAGAUUAGACAUGUUUCUGGCACAGUUCAACGAAAUGCAGAGAGGCGCUGGAAUGGAUUUAGUAUUUUUCCCUGACGCUAUGCUACACUUAGUAAAGAUAUCUAGAGUUAUUAGGCAUCCAAAAGGCAACGUGAUGCUAGUAGGUGUUGGCGGUUCUGGCAAACAAAGUCUUACAAAGUUAUCCUCUUUUAUUGCCGGGUACAAGACGUUUCAAAUCACCUUGACUAGAUCUUAUAACGUGGCCAAUUUCUUAGAAGACCUGAGAUUUUUGUAUCGCACUUGCGGCACUCAAGGCAAAGGUACAACAUUUAUCUUCACUGAUCUCGAUAUCAAAGAGGAAGGUUUCCUUGAAUAUCUAAACAAUAUCUUGAGUUCCGGAGUUAUUAGCAAUUUAUUUACGCGUGACGAGCAAGCGGAAAUCAUCUCAGAGUUAACACCUAUUUUAAGAAGAGAAAAUCCUAAAAGAACUCUUAAUAAUGAAUUAGUGAUGGACUUCUUUUUACAAAGAACUUGUCAAAAUUUACAUGUUGUUUUCUGCUUCUCUCCUGUGGGUGAAAAGUUCCGGAAUCGCGCUCAGCGUUUUCCGGCACUUAUUUCAGGUUGCACUAUAGACUGGUUCCAACCUUGGCCUAAGGAUGCCCUGAUUUUGGUUGCUGAACAUUUUCUUCACGAUUUUGAAAUCGCUUGCACUAGUGACGUGAAAGUUGAACUAGUAAAUGCAUUAGGAUCCAUACAAGAUAUCGUUUCAGAAACAUCAAUCGAAUAUUUCCAAAGGUUUCGGCGCGCUACCCAUGUUACACCAAAGUCUUAUUUAAAUUUCAUCAGUGGAUACAAAAAUAUUUAUCGAUCUAAACAACAUGAACUUGGUGAAGGAGCUAAAAGAAUGGAUACAGGUUUAGCAAAACUCGAAGAGGCAUCGAUAUCAGUUGAAAUCUUAAAAAGAGACUUAGCCUUAAUGGAACAAGAAUUAGUCCAGGCUUCCGAGAAAGCCGAGACAGUACUUUUAGAAGUGACAGAGAGAGCAAUGCAAGCUGAAGCUUUUAAGAACCAAGUGCAAAAAGUUAAGGAAAAAGCGGAGCAAUUGGUAGCUUGUAUAGCUGAUGAAAAAGCACUGGCUGAACAAAAGUUAGAGGCAGCGAAACCAGCAUUAGAAGAAGCGGAAGCUGCUCUGAAUACCAUCAAACCUGCUCAUAUAGCAACAGUGAGAAAGCUGGGUAGACCACCUCAUCUUAUAAUGAGAAUUAUGGAUUGUGUAUUGAUUUUGUUCCAACGGAAAAUCGGAUCCGUUGUGCCUGACACAACUGCACCGUGUCCUAAACCUUCGUGGGCAGAAUCUUUGAAACUAAUGGCUAGUACGACGUUUUUAUUACAACUACAAAAUUAUCCAAAAGAUAUAAUCAAUAAUGAAAUGGUUGAGCUGCUACAACCGUACUUCAAAAUGGAGGAUUACAAUAUGGAAACAGCCAGGCGUGUAUGCGGCGACGUUGCUGGUCUAUUAUCGUGGACAAAAGCUAUGGCAUUCUUUCAUUCUGUUAACAAAGAGGUUCUUCCUUUAAAAGCUAACUUAGCACUGCAAGAAGCACGAUUAAAACUCGCAAUGGAGGAUUUGGCGAAUGCUGAGCGGGAAUUAUCCGAAAGAGAAAUGGCUUUGCAGACAGUUAAAGAGCAAUACGAUAGCGCGGUAGCGGAGAAGCAAAGGUUGACAGAAGCUGCAAAUGUGUGUUUAAGAAAAAUGACAGCUGCGACUGCUUUGAUAAAUGGAUUAGGCGGUGAAAAGAUUCGAUGGACCGAGCAAAGUGGAGAAUUUAAGAUUCAACUGGGACGAUUAGUCGGAGACGUUCUGUUGGCAACUGGAUUUUUGUCAUAUUGUGGACCUUAUAAUCAACAGUAUCGAGCCAGCUUAGUGACUGCGUGGAUGAAUAUACUGACUAACAAAUCCAUACCUUUCACUAAAAAUUUAAACAUAACGAAUAUGCUCGUUGACACAGCAACAAUGUCAGAAUGGACUCUUCAAGGAUUACCAAACGACGAGUUAUCUGUUCAAAAUGCGCUUAUUGUCACGAAAUCUUCGUCUUAUCCGCUUCUUGUGGAUCCUCAAAAUCAAGGAAAAAUGUGGAUCAAGAAUAAGGAGAGCACAAACGAGUUGCAAAUUACUUCGCUAAAUCAUAAGUAUUUCCGAACUCAUCUUGAGGAUAGUCUUUCGUUAGGUAGACCACUAUUGAUCGAGGACGUCGCAGAAGAACUUGAUCCGGUACUCGAUAAUGUACUUGAAAAGAACUUCAUUAAAUCAGGAUCUAUUGAGAAGGUCGUCGUUGGAGAUAAAGAAUGUGAUGUUAUGCCAGGAUUCAUGCUAUAUAUUACUACCAAGUUACCAAAUCCAGCAUACAGCCCAGAAAUAUCCGCAAAGACAUCGAUUAUUGACUUUACCGUGACAAUGUUAGGUUUAGAAGAUCAAUUGUUAGGUCGAGUGAUACUUAUGGAGAAAGCCGAUUUAGAAGCGGAAAGAGUCGCUCUAUUCGAAUCAGUCUUGACCAAUCAGCGUUCGAUGAAGGAACUCGAAAGUACACUGUUACAUAGACUUACAUCUUCAGAAGGUUCUUUAGUAGACGAUGAAGCUUUAAUAACUGUUCUUCGAGAAACCAAAACUACGGCCGAAUCAGUAAAUGAAAAGCUGCAAGUAUCCGCUCUUACUGAGAAAAAAAUCACCUUGGCACGCGAAGAGUUUCGUGCAGUUGCGUCAAGAGGAUCCAUUUUGUAUUUUUUGAUAGUCGAAAUGAGCAAUGUCAAUGUGAUGUAUCAAAAUUCGUUAAGACAAUUCUUGACAAUCUUUGAUAAUUCAAUUACAAAAUCUACGAAGAGUCCUAUAACUUCUGAGCGGAUAAACAUUAUUCUACGCCAUCUCACGUAUGAAGUUUGGGCGUUUACUCUGAGAAGUCUUUAUGAGAGGCAUAAAUCUUUAUUUACAUUGAUGCUAGGUAUGAAGAUAGAUUGUCAUAGAAGCGCUAUUUCGCAUGCAGAAUUCAAUGCCUUUAUAAAAGGUGGAGCAUCCUUAGAUCUUAAUGCAGUAACACCAAAACCGUUUAAAUGGAUACUUGAUAUAACGUGGCUAAAUUUAGUCGAAAUAAGCAGACUAGAUGCAUUCUCAGAUAUACUAACCAAAAUUGAGUUCAAUGAAAAGGAAUGGAGAGUAUGGUACGAAAAAGAGAAACCAGAGGAAGAAGAUUUACCUUGCGGCUAUCAAAAAAGUCUUGACGUGUUCCGAAAAUUAUUGCUUAUUAGGUCAUGGAGCCCGGACAGAACUUUAUCCCAGGCGAGAAAGUAUAUCACUGAAUCCUUGGGUAAAGAAUACGGAGAGGCUAAAAUAUUAGAUUUAGAAGCAACGUGGUUAGAAUCUGAAACUAGAACUCCACUGAUAUGCUUAUUGUCUAUAGGAUCCGAUCCGAGUCCUCAAAUUACAGCAUUAGCUAAACAAAAAACGAUUUCAUUAAAUUCAGUAUCUAUGGGGCAAGGCCAAGAGCUCCAUGCUCGAAGAAUGAUUAGCGAAGCUAUGAGUACGGGUGGCUGGGUUCUGUUACAAAAUAUUCAUUUGUCAUUGCCGUUUUGUACGGAAGUAAUGGAUGCUCUUGUUGAAACGGAAACUGUUCACGAAGUAUUCAGAUUAUGGAUGACAACUGAAGUACACCCUCAAUUUCCCAUCGGUUUGCUACAGAUGGCAAUCAAAUUCACAAAUGAACCACCUCAAGGCAUAAGAGCUAGUUUGAAAAGAACUUAUCAAGCAGUGACUCAAGAUGCAUUGGAUUACAGUACUCAAUCGCAGUGGCCGCCCUUGUUAUACGCUGUUGCAUUUUUACAUACUGUAGUACAAGAGAGAAGAAAAUUUGGACCGCUCGGUUGGAAUAUACCUUAUGAAUUUAAUCAAGCAGAUUUUGCAGCAUCGGUUCAGUUCAUACAGAAUCACUUGGACGAUAUGGAUCCUAAAAAGGGUGUUUCCUGGCCGACGGUCUGCUAUAUGCUUGGAGAGGUCCAAUAUGGCGGUAGAGUUACAGACGAUUUUGACAAACGUUUAUUAACUACUUUCACCUAUGUCUGGUUUUGCGACGUGUUGUUACGACCCGGCUUUGAAUUUUAUCGAGGAUAUAGAGUGCCUCAAACCAGAAAUCUUCAGGGAUAUCUAGACUACAUUGAUAGUUUACCUGCGACCGACACACCAGAAGUCUUUGGACUACAUCCAAACGCCGACAUUACUUAUCAGAUUAAUACAGCAAAAGGAAUACUUGAUACAAUUCUUAAUGUACAACCGAAAGAGGGUGGUGCACAAGGAGGUGAAACUAGAGAAAACGUCGUGUAUAAAUUAGCCACUGAUAUGCUAUCUAAAUUGCCUAAGCAAUACAAUUCCUUUGAAGUAAAAGAAGCGCUUCAAAGAAUGGGUCCAUUAUUACCUAUGAACAUUUUUCUAAGACAAGAAAUAGACCGAAUUUCGCGAGUCAUCAAAGAAGUACAAAGUACUUUAACGGAUUUAAAGCUGGCCAUCGAAGGUACCAUAAUAAUGAGUCAAGGCUUACGAAAAUCAUUAGAUGCGAUGUAUGACGCACGUAUCCCGGAUAAAUGGUUAAAAAUAUCUUGGGAAUCGGCAACUUUAGGUUUCUGGUAUACGGAGCUUUUAGAAAGAGACCAUCAGUUCAGACAAUGGUGCAUUCAUGGUCGUCCAAGAGUAUUUUGGAUGACCGGAUUUUUUAAUCCACAAGGAUUUUUAACGGCCAUGAGACAGGAAGUAACCAGAGCGCAUAAGGGUUGGGCUUUAGAUUCCGUAGUUUUGCAAAACGUGAUUACGCGUUAUAAUAAAGAGGACAUUAAAAGUCAGCCUCAAGAAGGAGUUUACGUUCACGGUUUAUUUCUGGAAGGAGCGUCGCUUGAUAGAAAGGCUGGCAAACUCGUUGAGAGUAGACCAAAAGUUCUUUACGAACAAAUGAAGCCUCAAAGAACAGACGCAAAAUAUGUGGGUUCUAUCGACUUUGAAACAGAUUAUAAUCCCCGACACUGGACACUUCGAGGUGUAGCAUUGUUAUGUGAUAUUAAAUAA
This is a messenger RNA of Trachymyrmex cornetzi, 13842 nucleotides long. RefSeq names its product dynein axonemal heavy chain 1 (gene Dhc1). Gene Ontology annotation, biological process: microtubule-based movement. Gene Ontology annotation, cellular component: axonemal dynein complex. The transcript has 35 exons. The record is from RefSeq and is a predicted model, not a curated record. NCBI's taxonomy places the organism in Eukaryota, Metazoa, Arthropoda, Insecta, Hymenoptera, Formicidae. Gene Ontology annotation, molecular function: ATP hydrolysis activity; ATP binding; dynein light intermediate chain binding. Bases 1 to 13842 code for a protein of 4613 amino acids.